GCUGAUGAUUGGGUUAAGAGGCUUAAUGAGGCAGCCAAUGAUAUGCAAUUGACGCCUAAUCUAAAGAUGAGAGUUGCCACUAGAAUGUUGGAGGGAUUGGCUUCAACAUGGUGGGAGGGUGUCAAGGGGAAAUACAACGGAGAUGUCACGUGGGACAACUUUGAGCUUGAAUUUUAUAGACAAUACUACUCUUCCUUUGAAGUAAAUCAAAAGAGGAGGGAGUACACUACCAUCAAACAAGGUGACGAGUACACCGUCAAACAAUUGGAGCAAAAGUUUCGAGACUUGGCUAGAUAUCUUCCUGAAUAUGCAGGGAAUGAGAACCGUAUGGUCGACCACUUCUGGAACGCGUUGAAUUUGGAAGUGCGUGAGAGGGCGGCGUACCAAAAUAACAUGACUUUUAAUGAGGUGGUGACACGAGGCCUUAUUGGGGAAGAAUUAUGGGAAGAAAGAAAGGCUAAAGAUGCCGAGGAGGCUAGAAAGAGGAUGUGGGAAAUCAAUGAUUCCUAUGAUCAAAGCAAAAGACAAAAUACCGGGGUGGAGAGAGGUUCUAAAAUGCCUAUGCCACUGUCAACGUACAAUCAAGGGUCCGUGACCCAAGGAGUGAAAUCCGUAAGUUCUAGGGUACGAAGAUGUGAUAAUUGCGAUAAGUACCACUACGGGACUUGUCGUGAACCAAAGAGGUGUUUCUUUUGUGGGGAUACGGGACACAUGAAGAUCCAUUGUCCUCAACGGGGAAGUAACACUACUUCGGGAGCUAAUGAAGGAACCAUGGGGGAUAUGAACCUAGCGGGGCCGUCUCAAGCGAGCACACGACAUAGAGGGGAUAAUGUGAGCAACAUACACUCCGGGAAUCAAAGAAGAACUCAACGAUGAGUUCACACGGGGAAGGAGGCAAAUUCUUGCAUGGACGCGACCACCGUACAGGUAAUCCUUAUCAAAAACUUGAUUUCAAUGAAUAUUUAAGUUAUGGGGGUUCCAGGGGUCAAUUUCCGGCCGAAUACCGGCCGGUUUGGCAAGGAAAACGAAAAACAUAUUUUGAAAUGGCAAAAACCGGGCGGCUUGGGUGAAACCCGGCCGGCUUUGGGAUUAAAUAAAGUGGAAUUAAGCUACGGCGGCGAAACCCGGCCGGCUUUUGUAAAGACCGGCCGGCUUACGGGGUUUGUGAAGUUUUGUAAACACUCAAAACCGCACGGCUUUGGCAAAGCCCGGCCGGUUUUGAGGAUGAAUAAAAACGAAUUAAGCUGCGGCAAGGAAAAACCGGCCGGCUUUUGACGAAGACCGGCCGGCUUUUGGAUUGAAUAUGUUUAAUUAAACUUCGGGGGAUGAAAACCGGCCGGCUUUCACAGAAACCGGCCGGCUUUUGGAUUAAAUUUUGGGAUUAAAGCUACGCUGCCAAACCCCGGCCGGCUUUCAUGGAAACCGGCCGGCUUACGGGGAAACAAAUCGGAGACCUGGAAUUGGGUACGAGAACCGGCCGGCUUUCAUGGAAACCGGCCGGCAUUUGGGUAAUUUUUGGUAAAUUAGUCUCCAAGCUAGAAAACCGGGCAGUUUAUGGAAAGGUCGGAUGGUUUUCGUAUAUCUCGAGCCCGGUACAUCUUUGGGCCUUGAAAUGUACCAUUACAGGGUAAGUGGGUCUUGCAUUGAUUUGUGGUGUAAGAACGCUAGAGUUGAGCGGGGAGAAUGAUAAAAUCAUCCUUAAUGCGGAGGCGCAUUGGGUGAGUGUGAGAGGGCACUUGUAAACCGAAACGAUAUGACGGCCGAUACACACUAUCACAUAACGAUAGUAGUGAAUGAAGGAAAUUGAAAGAAGGGUCUAAUAUCCUUGAGUAUGAUUGAAUCUCAUAGGUUAGAUCUUUGAGAAGUAAUAUGGGAGAAGAAAAGUGCUAGAGUUGGCUAUUACACGAGAGGUUGAAAGCUCGGGGAAAAUAAGGGCAGGGCCCUAUGCUCCGGAGUUUAAACGAAUAAGUUGAGUAGUAAGAACAUGCGUUACCCAAAGAGGGGGCAAGAUUGAUUAUUACCGAGUAAUAGGGUUCGAUACAAAUAACGACCGAUGUGAUGGUCACAACACCAAAUUGAUUCGCCGUAUAUGGUACUCGUUAUUGUAUGAGUAUCAGAAACUUGUAAGAGGAUAACCAGAUUCUGAGAAACUAAAUGGAAGUUCAGUGAUUUUGUCCACCCACCUAUGGGUGGGUAGCACGGGUAUGUGAGGCGAACAUUAGAGUCAAGGAUGACUACUUAUUUUCGAAAUCCCACGAGAGUUGGGACGGAUGUUUGACACGUGGAAAUCUUUCCUGUAGCAAUAGCUACUGUGCGAACAUAAGGUCGUCUCCACAGGGAGCGUUGUAUGUGAGACAGUUAGCGUAACUGGAAGAUGAUGAAAUUCGGGUCAUGCUCCGGGCACUCCUUAAGGGAGGAUCCGAGGUGACUUAAGGCUCGUCUAUGGGUUGUAUCUUGAUGGGGUAUUGAAAGACGACAUGAGUUGAGGGCUCGAUUAUCCUUGAUCUACCCAACUAGUAUGAGAAUACUAGCCGGGAGGUAAAUACAAAUAAUGGUAGGAUUAAUCCUAAGGAUUCGGAUAGUGAGAUAUUGAACCUUGAGUAGUCUCAAGAGAUGCUAAGGUGGACAUGUAUGAACUCUAAGUUAUACUAGGGGUAGGCCUUAAGGGAUACCCAAGAUAAGGUGAAUAAUAAAUUGAUCCUAGAUAUAGGAUUGACCUUCGGGUGUUUUCGGUAGUCCUUGAGGAUAGCCGGUUGAAUUAUGGUAAUAAGCAAGGACCAUGGCCCUUCCCGACUCUAGAGAGCGGGGUUGGAUAGCAUGGACUUGUAAUGUAACUACGCAUAAGGGUGGAAUCCGAAUCGGAGACCUAACGAGGCUCCGACAGCGGUAACACAUAAGAUAGGACCCCUGAUGGGCCUUACCUUCCUACGGGACGAUAGGUAUGAGUCCAGGGGCGGGAUGUUGGACUCCGGCCCGAGGACCCAAGGAGGCCUCGGAUAGCGGUGACAAAUCUCGUAAAGGAUGAUAAGACUUACGGGCGGUGUCGUGCUAACGAUGAAUGAAAUGAAACAUGAACACGGGCCAACGGGCCAACUACAUAACGGUAUGCGAGUAAGUAAGUUUUACAACGGGGUAUGCUAAACCCAUACUAGUUAAGGCCACUUGGGAAUUCUAGAAAGAAUUGACGCCCAAGUGGGGAAGGACUUGUUAUUCUGUAGUUAGAUGGAGUAGCAUCUAAAUGAAAUAAACCAAAAGGGUACGUCAGUAUGAAUGAAAAUGUCUAAAGACAACAAUAAUAAAAUGGUUAAACUAUGUUAUAAAAUGAUCAAGUCAACGAAGAGACUUGAAAAAGUAUGUACUCUAAAAAUAGAGUGGCGUCAGUUGAAAUGAAAAUGCGACGUGAAUUUCGGGGACAAAAUUCCUGUUAAGGGGGGGGUGAACUUGUAACACCGCUCCCAAUUUAAACUUGGAUUUAUUAAUCCAUUGAUAUUAAAAUCUGAGUGAAAGUACAAAUACUGAUUUCAACAAGGAAAAUUAGUUAAAGUCAUGAUUAUAUAUUCACUUUGAAAACUAGUUACAAGUAUAUUGAUCAUACUAGAAAUGAUUAAUUGAUUAAAUUAAUACCGAUUUAUUAAAUUGUGAGUCGGACCCCAAACAUGGGGAGGGACUAACUAAUACAUAUUCUUGGGCCUCGGUAAAUUGAACAAAAAGUCCAAGGAUAAAGAAGUAUGUGAAAUAUAAUUGUUGGGCUGAAUAAAAGGUAAAUAAAUAAUAUGAGAGAUCAUUCGAGCCCACUUACUAAUAAUAGAAAUAUAAUUGGGUAUGAGCCCGGAUAUUGGAGAGGACCAUCCAAUACAUUUUAGGACCGACCUAUUAAGGCCACUAGCCUAAAAUAAUAUAAAUAAAUGGAUAAAAGUCAUUUGGGACGGACCGAGUAAACAAGUGGCAUUCUUUCCCCCAACUUACCGAAAAUAGCGAGUAUGAGGGUGAAGAGCUUCCUACACUUUAAUUCGGGGUAUUCCGUAUAAAGUGUAGACCAUAAUCAACGGGGGGAUUAAUUUAUAAAUCGCUUCGGGCCAGAUUAAUUAAAAGGAAACAGCCCGUGAACCGAACCCAAAUAAAAUCAGCCCACCCUUCUAAAAAUAGAAGAUAAGGGAAGGGAGCCCCUCAUCCUUUCAUUUGAGAUGUUCUACGUAAGAUUGAGAAAGGAGGGAGAGCUUGGAGAGUCUUCAACACACACAAGAGCUCAGGGGGAAAAGAGAGUGAAGGAGAGAAGAGAAUCCAAGAGGAAACGAAGCCUAGCGGUAAGAAUCUCGUAGCUUCGGUUCUUGUUCUUCCUUUUUAUAUAGUUUUCGUAUAUGAUUUUAUAGAAAUCAUAUGAUGGAUUCUAGGGGAUGUUCUACACGUUUAAAAGUGUGGAAAUAUGAUAUAAAGAGUUGGUAAUUAACUUAGAAGAGUUGUUGAAUCGAUAGGAAUCGAAAUCGCCGGAAACCGCCACUUCUAGGUGCUGUUUUCGUGCAGCAGAACCCGAAAGCCGGGCAGCUUUUGCAAAAGCCGGGCGGCUUUUGUCCUCUGCCAGCCAAGGUGGAUUCAGAUCAUUCCCGAUCGAAGGUUUAACGACGGGGCUUCAAUAGGCAACCUUGCUGGACAUAUU
Molecule: messenger RNA, 4654 nt
Organism: Cuscuta epithymum
Lineage: Eukaryota; Viridiplantae; Streptophyta; Magnoliopsida; Solanales; Convolvulaceae
Source: the annotation of a GenBank genome assembly